AUGACCAAGAAAGCUCUAUUCGUAAUCGACACUCAAGCCGAGCUUGUUUCGAUUCCCAGUACUGCCAUGCCCCAUGGUGCACGCGUUUGCGAAGUCGGUGGUCAGAUCCUCGACCGUGCGCGACGCGUUCCCAAAACAGAACUUGAGAUUAUUAUCGUUCAACACUACGAAGAAGCAAGCGAUCCGAAUGCAACAUUAAUCCGCGGGAGCAAGGCGUGGGAAUUGGCUUUACCUCCUCGAGAGGGAGCCGAGAAUGAACGAGUUGUCGAGAAAACUACGGGUGAGUCACGGGUCAUGGCUACAAAUUCUGGAGUCUAUUUGACAUAUGGGAUAGGCGAUACCUUUGAAUCGAACCCGUCACUAGCGCAUGACUUGAAAAGUCGGGGCGUGACUACUAUCGUGGCCUUUGGGGUUCAGAGUGAAUGUUGCGUGCGCGCUACUUGCCGCGGAGCUUUGAAAGCGGGAUUUGAUGUGGUGCUGCUUCAAGGGGCGCAUUCUACCUAUAACAAGGCAGAAACGGGUCAAAGUGCAGAAGAUAUUGAGAAGGAGAUUGAACACGAGCUACAGUCUAUCGGCGUUCAGAUCGUGCCGUGGGAUCAGUAUGCCCUUUGA
Molecule: messenger RNA, 612 nt
Organism: Penicillium odoratum
Lineage: Eukaryota; Fungi; Ascomycota; Eurotiomycetes; Eurotiales; Aspergillaceae
Product: cysteine hydrolase family protein
Exons: 1
Coding region: 1-612 (203 amino acids)
Source: RefSeq, a predicted model, not a curated record